GUUUACAUUAAUUAUUAACAUUACUAGGUGAAAUAUAAAAAACAUCUAUAUUUGUGUGAGGUUGCAAUACUUGUUGGUAUUCGUAAGUUAGUGCAUCAAGUAUAUGUAAGAACACGUACACGGUCUAUAGAAAAAAGACGUCGAAUUAGAGGAAAUAGAAGAAUAUGGAUAAAGAACUGUUUUUUGGCUCGUUGCAACUACAGAAAACUAAUCAUCAUAAUCCACCAUCUCAGCAGCUUCAGACUUCUGCUGACCGUUCGCAGACCGAAAACAAAAUGGACGGACGUAAGAACUUUAACUAUGAUGCAUCUAAGACCAAGCUUUUAACUAAGUGGAUAAAAACUGUACGUCGUAAGCAAUUACAUUUACGUAAAAAUCGUCAGCGCAAUUUACGUAUAGAAACUAUUUUGGCGUACGCUCUUUCUAGCGCUGAAUACAAGCUUAGAAGUAAACAACUAAAGAUCUCACAAUCACAGAAUCAAAGUUACUCUGAUCUUAUAUCUCAACACAAUAAUUCACAACCCGAACCAUUGUGUCCAGAAUUAAGCAGCUUAGACGAUUUCAUGAAACAAGUAUCUGAAGUCAAAGAUCCACUACAACGCUAAAAUUGCGUAACUUACGAAAGGAUCUAAAAAUCUCUACCUCACCAAUUAACCUAGCACCAAUAAUUAAAUUAAUACCAAGAUUUCAUCAUUUGGAUGAAACUAGAAGAGUUGCAGUACCGACCAGUGUACUGAGGCGUCUACAAGUGUUACAUCGUUACCCUGGUGUAUAUCUGGAAAUUUUUUAC
Messenger RNA from Polistes canadensis, 790 nucleotides. RefSeq lists its product as uncharacterized. The record is from RefSeq and is a predicted model, not a curated record. The transcript has a single exon. Bases 165 to 605 code for a protein of 146 amino acids. Lineage: Eukaryota; Metazoa; Arthropoda; Insecta; Hymenoptera; Vespidae.